Molecule: messenger RNA, 533 nt
Organism: Galeopterus variegatus (Sunda flying lemur)
Lineage: Eukaryota; Metazoa; Chordata; Mammalia; Dermoptera; Cynocephalidae
Gene: UCN
Product: urocortin
Exons: 1
Coding region: 1-387 (128 amino acids)
Biological process (GO): negative regulation of feeding behavior
Cellular component (GO): extracellular region
Molecular function (GO): hormone activity
Source: RefSeq, a predicted model, not a curated record
AUGAGGCAGUCGGGAGGCGCGGCGCGGCUGGCGGCGCUGCUGCUCCUGGCACAGCUGCGCCCCGGGAACAGCCAGUGGAGCGCAGGGGCGGCGACGGCGGCGGCCGAGGUCCAGGACCCGAGUCUGCGAUGGAGCCCAGGGGAGCGGAACCAGGGCGGCGGGGCCCGCGCGCUCCUCUUGCUGCUGUCGGAGCGCUUCCCGCGCCGCGCGGGGCCGGGCCGAUGGGGAUCCGGGACGGCAGGCGAGCGGCCGCGACGGGACAACCCUCCACUGUCCAUUGACCUCACCUUCCACCUGCUGCGGUCCCUGCUGGAGCUGGCGCGGACGCAGAGCCAGCGGGAGCGCGCGGAGCAGAACCGCAUCAUAUUCGACUCGGUGGGCAAGUGAUCGGCCACGAAAACUUUGACCCCUUCCCCCAGCCCGGGCCUGGGACGGGCGCAACCGGAACUGACCCAGUCUCCUGGGGCAGAGUGGCCCAGGGACACCUCAAGCACUCUCUGAGUGGCUAUUUUGUAAUAAACGUGCUGAAGAGC